Durusdinium trenchii is the source of this 1477-nucleotide messenger RNA. Lineage: Eukaryota; Dinophyceae; Suessiales; Symbiodiniaceae. The record is from the annotation of a GenBank genome assembly.
AUGUGUGACUUCCACAGCGCCAUGUUUCCCAGCUUCCUCCGGAGAACGGAGGGCUUCACACGGCAGCGGCCUUCACAUGCAAGGACUCCCGCGGCAAACAGUGCAUUCCCUGUGAGGUCGGCUGCUUUUCAGCUCCAGAUUCUGCCGCCCGCGAUGCUGGCCCUCUUCAGCUCCGGAGCGCGAAGGUCCCAGGCUCGCGCCCGCGCCCGCGCGGCUCGUGGUGCCGCGGUGACCUGCUUCGCGGAGGCGCCAGAGAACGGCAAGACGUCGAGCCCGAAGUCCAAGAAGAAAUUCUCCCCCUUCUGCACCACCAUGAAGCAAUGGCGCGGCCAGACGGGGCGCGGCAAGAAGGGCCAUUUUCAUCUGUUGGAUCGCUAUAUCCGACGCAUUGACGCCCUGUUGCCCGAAGACAUGGAGGACUUGGUGCGGCCGAUGAGCUACAAGCCGAAUCAAGAGAAAACCACCAGGAGCGUCAAGAUCACCUUUCCGGACGACCUCGUCGAUCCUGGUGAGAUCACGGAGGACGAGGUGAAAGCCUUCCUGGCGCCCGUGGGGAGCGCACCCAGCUCCAUCGCUUUGGGAUGGAAAGACGACCGAGGCAAUGCAGAAGUGUUCGUUCUCUUCGAGGACAACGAUGCAUGCCGAGUCGCGCGGCAAACGCUGGAUGGCCAGAAGAUCGGUGGCAGACAUGCGCAAGUUCGAUUCACCGUUGACAACAAAUUCCGCAGGGUCAUGGAAGACUUGGGCUUUUGGGAGAAAGAUAGUGGCCAAUUAGACCAGCUGGAGCAGCCGGUGGAGCAGCAGACGCCGUUUGACUCUGACUGCUGGUCUCUUGCUCGUAUUGAGCAGAUGCGGCUCUAUGAAGAAAAGAAGCACGAUGCAAGGUGCUGUUCUGCUCCCGGGCCUUGUAGAUGCGCCCGCGCCAUGAGCGCUUCAUGGCUGGGCGGUGCAGCGACCCGGCACGUGGAACUCAAUCGAAGGCUAUCACGAUGCAAGUCCUUGCAGGAGCUUCAGCAGGUGGUCCAUGGAGCGAAUGGCGCCUUGAGCUUGGUCAAUAUGGUCACAGCACUGCAUCGCUUGGCACACGUGACCGCUGGCGAGAAGCGGCAGCCAGCAUCAAGUCGAACCUUGGCCCAGCAGCUCCAGCAGAAGUCUCGGCCCCAGCGGAGAAGAAGCAGGGAUCGGCCCGAUGGGCCCGAUAGGCGGCUUCUGGCGCUAACCUGAGGACUCGUCCGCAGAUGGCGGCAGCUUCACCGGUUCACAGAUGGGGUGCCAAGCCGUGGACAUGUUCUUUUCGGGUGACGGCUUGGACCUAUAUGGGAUAGGGUUCUUCAACUUCCGUUGGUUUGUAGCCCGAAGAGUGAAUAGGGAGACCGAUACCGAGGCGUUCCGCCCCGAUGAAAAUGCAAAUACCGUAUGGCACAGCAUGGGCAUUGCGUCAUGUAAAAAAAAACAAAGGUCACAGGGCACAGUGGAG